Molecule: messenger RNA, 1899 nt
Organism: Paramuricea clavata
Lineage: Eukaryota; Metazoa; Cnidaria; Anthozoa; Malacalcyonacea; Plexauridae
Source: the annotation of a GenBank genome assembly
AUGAUGGGGAUAAAAGUGAGUUUAAUGAGGGUAUUGACAACAAACAUAAAGCUAACACCUACUGCAGCCAAAUCCAGACGAACAGACAGCAGCUCAGAUAGUGAUGAAGUGGGAUUGAUGGUGAAUCAUGCAUUUAGUUCUGUAAACGGGAGAACAAAUACAUGGAUAAUUGAUUCUGGAGCAACUUGUCAUAUGUGCAAUGAUGCGAGUCAGUUUGUGAAAUUGCAUAACUUGGAAAAGCCUGAAGAUGUUACUCUUGCAGAUGGUCAUGUUGUCAAAGCAACUGGACGGGGAGUCGUUAAAACAAAAAUAGAGUCUCCAAAUGGCCAAAAGGGAAAGAGUUGUGUACUGCAAGAUGUUCUUUAUGUUCCAAGCUUAUCGAAUAACCUAGUGAGCGUGUCUAAAGCUACAAAGUCUGGAAAGACUGAAGUUUAAUGAAGAUGGAUGUCACAUUCUUGAUGAAAGUCAAAAGCGGAUUGCCACUGCUAAAAGAGUAGGAAACCUAUAUUACCUGAAUUGCACGAACAGUCAUCAAGCAAACCCUACUGUAGGAUAUUCAAGCAUGGGAAGAAAAGAGGUCACCUGGCACAAGCGAUUUGGACAUCUCAGUCACAGAAUAGGAAGUUAUACCAGAAGCGUAACUCGAGCAAAUAUUUGUCCGCGUUUUUACAAGCGAUUCGUCAUCAAUCACGCCAUCCUGGCUAGUACAACCGGCACUUUGUACCUACCAAAUCCUGAUAAAAACUUCCGGCUGUACUAGCCAGGAUGGCGUGGCCUGACGUGAGAGAGUUAAAAUUUUCGUGGACGUCAAACAAUAAGGGAAACGACUAGAGUUACGCUUCUGGUAUAACUUCCUAUUCUGUGUCUCAGUGUUCAAAACCUCCAAAAGUUGGCAAAAGAAAACCUGGUUGAUGGCUAGGACUAUGACAAAUCAAAGGACAUUGAUUUCUGUGAAUCUUGUGCUGAGAGAAAGCAUCAUCGAAGUAAAUUCCCAGUCAACGAAAGUCAACGUGCUAAAAUGCCCCUUGAUUUGGUACACAGUGAUGUAUGUGGUAAAAUGAGUGCAAAAUCGCUUAGUGGAACUGAGUACUUUCUGACAUUUAUCGAUGAUCACACUCACUAUGUAUGGAUUUAUGUCUUGAAACACAAAGACGAAGUCUUUGGAAAAUUCUUGGAGUGGAAAGCCUUAGUCGAGAAAUCCUCUGGCAGAAAGGUUAAAGUCUUCCGCACAGACAACGGGGGGAGUACACCUCGACAGAGUUUGAGAAUUAUCUGAAGAAAGAAGGGGUAACACACCAAUUAACUGUGCCCAAGACACCGGAACAAAAUGGAGUCGCUGAAAGGAUGAACCGGACCCUGGUGGAAUCGGUUAGAUCCAUGUUAGCAGAUGCUAAACUCCCGCACAAGUUCUGGGCUGAAACACUCUCAACUGCUGUUUAUCUUAGAAACAGAAGUCCCUCAGUUGCAGUCAAAGGAAAGACUCCUUUUGAAGCCUGGACAAGUCAGAAACCUAAUGCGAAGCAUCUACGAGUGUUUUGAUGCGAAGCGUAUGCUCAUGUGCCAAAGGACGAAAGAAAGAAACUUGACUCGAAAGCCAGAAAAUGUAUUCUUCUUGGUUAUGGCACUGAAACGAAGGGCUAUCGUCUUUAUGAUGCAAAUCGUGCAAGAGUCUUUCACAGUCGUGAUGUCCAGUUUAAUGAAUCUUCACAAGAACCUGAAGUUGUGAAAGUACAAGAGCCAAAGCAAAACACACUUGUGGAACUUGAGUUUGAAGAGCCCAUUGAUGCCGAAGAGCCUGUUGUAAAGAAGAGCCUGAGCCUCAAAAGUUACGAGGAGGUCAGAAAGAGAUCGAAGACCACCUGCCUACUAUGGAGAGUGGGCAACAGCUGCAAAUCAUGA